Molecule: messenger RNA, 2770 nt
Organism: Procambarus clarkii (red swamp crayfish)
Lineage: Eukaryota; Metazoa; Arthropoda; Malacostraca; Decapoda; Cambaridae
Gene: Ntf-2
Product: nuclear transport factor-2
Biological process (GO): protein import into nucleus
Cellular component (GO): nuclear pore central transport channel
Molecular function (GO): nuclear import signal receptor activity
Source: RefSeq, a predicted model, not a curated record
CAUGCGCAGAGCGUGUUCAAAACAGUCUCCUUCGAGACGUUGCAGGACGUGGGGCAAGUGUCUCUCUCUCUCUACCCCUCUCACACCUCUCUCCCUCUCUCUCACACGCCUCCCUCACGCCAGGACCGUGGCCCCGACACGAAGAUGACUCUCAACCCGCAGUUCCAGCAGAUCGGGGAGACGUUUGUGAAGCAGUACUAUGCCAUCUUCGACGGUGAGAGAGAAGGCAGGGAGAAGCUGGUCAUCUUUUAUCAUGCAGAGCUAUCAUUAAUGUCAUUUGAGGGAGUUCAAGUUCAAGGAGCUGCUCAGAUUUUGGAGAAAAUAAAGAAUUUGUCGUUCACAAAAAUUGUUCGGGCCAUUACCACCGUCGACUGUCAGCCCACUUUUGAUGGGGGAGUCUUAGUCAACAUUUUAGGGCAGCUUAAGAUGGAUGACGAUCCUCCACAUGGAUUCAAUCAAACAUUUAUGCUGAAGCCACUGGGUGACAGUUUCUUCGUUCAGCACGACAUGUUUCGCUUGGCACUCCACCAUAUUGUCGUAUGAGUGGAGUCGUGAGGGGUCAAGCCUCUACUUACUCACCUUUAUUGUAAGAUGGAUGAGGACCCAGUUCAUGGAUUCUCUCAGACAUUUGUUCUCAAGCCCAUGAAUGACUCUUUCUACAUCCAGCACGACUCUUUCCGUCUCGUCAUUCAUAACAACUAGAUCAUCGCUUCAUUGUCAGUUGCAUGACCACCGACAUCAGCUAGUGAAUCAUCUCCUUACCAACCACAGGCUAUCAAUCAAACUAAGCUUUAGUAAUGUUUGCAUCAGUGACAGAUGUUGAAAGCAGUUUGUAAUACUGUAUUUCUGAAGUGUACUGAGAAAAUGUAUUUUGUGUAAGAUGUGCUUAAAGACUCGUAAUGAUAAUGUAGACUUAACUUUUCUCACCGAGAAAUGUAUAACAUGAUGCAUACAUUAUUGACCUAAUUACUGCAUCAGCUAACUUGAAAAAGCAACAUUAUUGAUAAAGGCAAAUGACAAUUGAUGAUUGAUUCACCACCAGAACACAAAUUUAUCUACCGGCUGCCUUCUUAGGUCGACAGAUGGCAUUCCAAGUAGUUACUACAAGGAAAUCACAUUGUGAGGGUAAUCACUGUGAACUCAUACGCUUAAUGUCCUGUAAAUGGGAACCGAUUGGUUUUGUUAUAUGGCGCUGUUGCAAGUUUGGAAACAGCUGACUCAUAUACGAGUGGCAUUUUCUUGGCUGUAUCAAUGUUAAGAUUAUGUUUGCUUGAUAUGCUGCUUCUUGAGUUUCCAUCAAGUUUUUAAUUCUAGGAAUAAUGCCACUUGCUAGGUUAAGGAAUGUUGUUACUGAUUCGACAGAUUUUUAUGCUGCACACAUAAGGAGCAUUUUGUUGGUGAUAUGAAUGCAAGCCGCAAAAUAGUUUGAAGAUGGGGUAAUCUCAUCAGUAUUAAUUGGUUUCAGCUUUCAGCACAACCUCUGCCUUGUAAUAGAUAUUAUGUCCAUCGGGCUAAUGAACGUUUGGGAUGUUAUUGUUCUGAAGUGAACGUCAACGGUGUUUUCAGCGUGUCCUUUCCCCAUUAUGAAUGUUAUAGAAAUGUCUGGCCUUUGGUGUAUAUCACGGAAAGGUUGGUACCACAACUGCCUCAUAGAUGGUGCGUUUUCAUGUUUCUGUUAUACAGUCUGUGAAAUGUAAUAAGCUUGGAGGGCAUUAUGUUGAGAAUGAGUUUCAGUUUAUAACUUUUUACCUAAAAGUAAGAACUUUAAUUUGUGAUGGUAUUUGUAUACUUAUUUAUUUAUUGAUAAUUUGUAUUCCCUUUUUCUCUCCAUAAUCACAUUCUUCACCCGCUGCACCCCCACUCACGCACCCGCUGCACCCCCACUCACGCACCCGCUGCACCCCACUCACGCACCCGCUGCACCCCACAGACACACCCGCUGCACCCCACAGACACACCCGCUGCACCCCACAGACACACCCGCUGUACCCCACACACACACACACACGCUGAACCCCACACCCCUGCUGCACCCCACACACACACCUGCUGCUCCCCACACCCCCCCAUUCAUUCAUCCCAUUCAACCCCCCAGUGUACCAAAUUUAUGUUCUCUGGGGGAAUUUCUUGUUUCUGUUCUUACACGAGACCUCUCCUCCAUAGUGCCUCUGGAACCUCUUCGUUUCUAAGAGUGUGAGAAGCACAUUCAUGGCUCGUCAAUUACUUCUGUGGAUUUUUUUUAUUUUCUUGUAGUCUGAGAAUGAAGCAUUAAUACAUUUAUGGUUCUGUAUACUGUAAUGCAUAAAAUCUAUUGGUUAUAAUAAAAGAUAGUGAAUUUGUACACACUAAAAUGGCCUAAAAGAAAUGUUUAUUUUGGUGUUUCUGAGUUCAGAUAUCUAGCUGGAUAAUUACCAAGCAUAUCGGCUAUUAAAUUACUAAAUGGCGUAACACCACAUCAUUUGGAAUAAAACAAAAAAGUAUUCAUACAACUUAAUGUGUAAGGGCAAAUUGUAAAUUACAAGUCUUACUACAGUGUAAUCUUUAGUCAUCAAAAUGUCUAUUUUGCUUAGUUUGAUAGUGCCUAUUGUACUAUGAUAAUGAGGAACUUGUUAAUGUCUGGGAGUGUGUAGUUGCAGCAUUUAUAUAGUCGGGGUACCAACUUCUUAAAUCUCGUUUAUCAAGGCCACCUGGGUAACUUUUUUUUUUGUGCGUGUGAAUUUGCCCUUAUAUGAUCAGUAAUUUGUUUAAUUAAAAUGAUAUUCUUACAUAA